AUGGACCUAUCGGAUCCCCCGGACGACUUGUUCCAUGGCUUGGACUCGGAUGCGCGUCGAAGGGUGAAGUUCUGGAAAACGGAUGUGACAAGUGCGGAAGAUAUCCAAGCUGGUGUUGACGGGGCAGUGAGAUGGUGUGAGGAGACGGGCGCGCAUUUGGGUGGUGUCAUUUGUUCUGCCGGUGUCGGCGGUGCUGCGAAGAUAAUCGACUCGCAUGGCAACCCCCACUCCUUGGACUUAUGGAACUUCAUCCUGUCAAUCAACAUUACGGGAACCUUCAAUCUCAUUAGGCUCGCCCUGCCCCACAUGGUGAAGCUACCGCCUGAAGGCCCAGACGGCGAGAGAGGCGUCAUCAUCAUGGUCUCCAGUUCCGCUGCUUUCGAAGGCCAACCUGGUCAGACAGCAUACGCGGCAACGAAAGGCGCAAUCCGGUCCAUGACGCUCCCACUUGCGCGGGACCUUGGUCGCUACGGCAUCCGCGUAGUAUCCAUUGCGCCAGGAGCCUUCGAAUCGAGCAUGACCAAGAAUUUCCCGGAAAAGACGAGGAAGAGCCUAACGAGGGACCUACCAUUCCCAAGUAGAUUCGGGAAACCAGAGGAGUUCGCGCAAACCGUGCAGUGGAUCAUUGAGUGCCCAUAUGUCAACGGCGAGACAGUAAGGUUGAGUGCUGCUGGGAGGAUGCCUGGUAAGCUUUGA
Molecule: messenger RNA, 696 nt
Organism: Gloeophyllum trabeum ATCC 11539
Lineage: Eukaryota; Fungi; Basidiomycota; Agaricomycetes; Gloeophyllales; Gloeophyllaceae
Product: NAD P-binding protein
Exons: 3
Coding region: 1-696 (231 amino acids)
Molecular function (GO): oxidoreductase activity
Source: RefSeq, a predicted model, not a curated record